AUGACGGAACUUUUAGGCAAAUGUCCACACUACGUUCGACGUUGCCAUGUAUUAGCCGAGUGUUGCAAGAUAUGGGUGAGCUGUCGAUUAUGUCAUGACGAAGCUUUUGGAGAACAGCAUCGGAUUGACCGCUUUAUCAUAAAACAAAUGCGCUGUGACUUGUGUUUAACUGAACAAUUAUGUGCUCAAAAGUGCAUUAAUUGUCACGAAAUGAUGGCCGCGUAUUUUUGUGCCGUGUGUAAUUUAUUCGACGGUAAAGGGAUAGAGAAGAAAGUUUUCCACUGUGAGGAAUGCGGUAUCUGCCGUGUCGGAGGUCGGGAGAACUAUUACCAUUGUAUUAAAUGUUGUGGGUGUUAUCCACACUCACUCGAGAACAAACACAAGUGUCUGGAAGGAUCGAUGCAUCGUGAAUGUCCCAUUUGUCUUGAUGUGACUUUUGAUUCGUUAGAGAAAAUAAAUGUGCUACCAUGUGGUCACGUCUUGCACUCGAGCUGCUUUAAAACAUACGUCAAGCAUCACAACAUUGUAUGUCCAACCUGUCGGAGCCCAUUUGUAAAUGAGGACGAAAUCAAUGAAGAAGAUGCUGUAGGUGAAGACAAUAGUGAAGAAGGUGAGAGUAAUGAUGGCGAUGAUAAUCGCAGCAGUGAAGAUGACGAAGAAGAUCAAGAGGUUGUUAUCAUCCAUGACGCAGAGUCAGGAGACGACAGUGACCUGGAAAUGAAUGCAGAGCACGAUGCAGAACGCAAUGUGUGGCCUGGACCUUACCGACAGUAG
This is a messenger RNA of Peronospora farinosa, 774 nucleotides long. The record is from the annotation of a GenBank genome assembly. Lineage: Eukaryota; Oomycota; Peronosporomycetes; Peronosporales; Peronosporaceae.